Messenger RNA from Verruconis gallopava, 3311 nucleotides. RefSeq lists its product as uncharacterized. The coding region runs from base 766 to 3177 and encodes 803 amino acids. NCBI's taxonomy places the organism in Eukaryota, Fungi, Ascomycota, Dothideomycetes, Venturiales, Sympoventuriaceae. The transcript is spliced from 3 exons. The record is from RefSeq and is a predicted model, not a curated record.
CAUCUUCAGGCUGCUGUCAUGGAUCUUUCCAGGCUUAGACUCGUGCCUCGCUGGAGGAUGCAAGACUAACACCUUGCCGUGUCCAUGAUCUUAUAACUUGGAAGACCUGAGGGGCCUUAAAGUUCUAAUCUGGGAUUCGAAAAAGUAGAAGGGUUGAUGAUCAGCUUGCAGUUUGCCGAAUGGCGUUGUGAUCAGUGCGCUAGGCCGGGAUGCAGCGAAAUGCAGCGAAAAGCUCCUGCUCAUCUCAAUUCCCGCGAGACAAACAGCUUUAACUGUUUCACCAUACACUUUUCCUUGUCAUACUCACAAACUCCAUUCGAUGGAGGCAUCUCGGCAGGAUCGCAAAAACCCUCCCCAUGCAAGGGAAAAGAAUGUUGCCAAAAAUAGCACUUUUGAAGGAGUAAAUGAGUCAUCAAACACAGGCUGCAGCCUUGCGGCUUCGAAUGAUCUUCCCGGCGUACUUUGCUCCUCAUCAUAAUUGCGAAGCAUGCCCAGGGAUAUUUAAUCACCGCCCUGCAUGUAUUAUCCAAUGCUUUGCCACAUAAUGUGGAACAAAGUCCCGCCAUCUGUAGAUCGAACACUGUAGAUGGGAAGGGAUCAUGCGUUUUGGCUGAGUUAAGGCUCAAUGGUUGGCUGUUUGGAUUGCCUUGAUUGCAGCUGAAGAAUUCCGUCUCGCUCUUUUGUUGUUGUAUCCUCUACUACUUCGAUAUGUGAGCUUGCCCAGUUCAGCGUGGCAGGUAGGAUUACGGCUACGAUCUAGACUCGAUGGAGCCGCAGUAUGGCUUGGUCGAAGACGGAGACGAGUUUGACGGCGCGAAGGACAGAAAUACGUAUCGCCUGAUUAGCUUCGCUUCUCUGAAAACCCUCCGGAGGGAUGACUGCGAUUCUCGGAAACGGAAAAAAGGCUCGUACACUGCUCUUGACGACGACCAAGCGCCGCGCCGGUCAUGGAAGAUCGGUUGCUUCAAACUCGGGUCCGGCUGGCGUUUUGCUGUCUUCGGCUGCGCAAUGUCUUGCACAGUGUCGUUCGCGCUGAACCUUCUCCUGGUCAUUGUGAUUGUCGCGAAGUAUGGGGUUGACAGCAGCGGACGGCUCCAGAUGUACGAGGGUGACUGCGUCAGUACCGAGAAGUUGAACACGGUCGUCCACAUCUUCAUCAACGCGAUGAGCACGGUCUUGCUGAGCAGCAGUAAUUAUGUCAUGCAGUGCAUCUGCGCGGUCACGAGAGAGGAGGUCGACGCUGCCCAUGCAGGAAAAAGAAGAUCGAGAUGGGCUGAGAUUGGGGUCCCAAGCAUGUUCAACAUGUGCCUGAUUGCUCCAAGAAGAGUUUUGCUUUGGUAUCUACUGAUGUUCUCAUCAUUGCCGCUACAUCUGUUCUACAACUCGGCGGUAUUCUCCUCAACGGCAAUGUACGGUUCGCCUAUACUCUCUGUCAACUCUAAUUUUAUGGACAUGGCCCUCGACCCAGCACGACGGACACAGCUGGCCAGCAACUUUACUGAUUUGUCGAACAACAACGAAACAAUAUUUUUGCCAUAUUUCAACACCAGGUACAACAUGACAGAAUACGUUAAAUCCGCUAACAAUCACGAGCCAUACCUUGUAAAUGGUAGCGUACAGUAUUUGCUUAGCCAGGUCGAUUCGUUCAAAGAGAUGGACCCUCGAGAUUGCAUCGAUGCAUAUUCGCAAACCUACCAGACGACGAUGGGCGGGCUCUUUCUCGUCCUGGACGUUCCGCCGAACAAUACCAACACAAAUUUCACGGAUGCUGUCGUAUUUGACAGAAUGGCUAGCUGGGGCGGCUAUGGGUACUGCGACAUGGAUCAUUACGCCUGGAUUUGCGACCAGACGCAUCUAAAUUUGUGCUGGCUGUCAACCACUGCAGGUGCAAGGUCUUGCGAAGACCAGCUUCCUGCGCUCGUCAAGGAGAACGUCACCAACUGGCGGCCCAAUGUGCCAGAAUACGCAGUCUCGAAAUGUUACGCACAGACGCUACCCCAGAAGUGCAAGUUGCAAGCCAGCAUUCACUUGGUUGCGGUUGUUGUGUUUCUGAACGCGAUGAAGGCCGCGAUAAUGUACCUGGCCGUCCGGUGGAUGGACGAUGCCCCGCUGCUCACUAUUGGCGACGCGGUUGCAAGUUUCCUAGAGCGUCCGGACCCGUACACUGCUGAUGCGUGUCUGCUCACAAGACGAGAUGCUCGACGCGAGAUCACCUGGAUUGGAAAGAUUAGUGAUCGGCCGAGGCCUUUCGAUGGUGCGAGGAAACGCUGGUACUCAGGAUCAGGUCUGAUCCGCCAGGCCCUUAUCGUCUUCUUGAUCCUCGCCGCCAUCAUUCUCGUCGCCAUUCUGUACGUCUGGGGAAAGGCUUUCGCUAGGGAACAGGGCGCAAAGACGGAUCUGGCAUCGCUCUGGAAAAUGGGCAUGGGCGUGGUGAAUCCAGCAACCACUAUCGUCUUCUCCAGCAUGCCCUCCAGUGGUGCUGCAGGGCUGGUUUGGUCAGCAUUCGUGGCCAACGUUCCGCAGCUCAUCUUAUCCCUCAUAUACUUCGCAUACAAUGGUAUACUCACGGCAUUCUUCCUGGGCGCCGAGUGGCAGAGCUAUAUGCGCGAAAGAAAAGGCCUACGUGUGUCCGACAAUCCAAGCGGCGACCAGCGCAGCACAUAUUUCCUGCAGCUACCCUACAGGGCGGCGAUACCGCUUAUGGUGGCCUCUGGGGCGCUACACUGGCUCGUUUCGCAGUCCAUAUUCCUGGUUGACAUCGAGAACUACAUAUACGACAGCACCGUCAAUUGGCAGAGUGGUGGAUUUCCGUACACUCAAGCAACCGCCACCAAUGGCGUGACACUGUACAGUAUAAUACAAGGAAAUACGCUCACGUGCGGGUACUCUCUGAUACCCAUGAUAUUUGUGUUGAUCAUUGCGGUCGUAAUGCUGCUCGUUCUGAUUGUGCUUGGUGUCCAAAAAUUCAAGACGAGCAUGCCCGUUGCCGCAAGCAACAGCCUCGCAAUUGCGGCAGCAUGCCACCUGACCGACGACGAGUUCAAUUCAGGAGAUGCAGCUAGAAAGAAGCUCAAGUGGGGUGCUGUUAGAAGUUCAGGCAAAGGAAACGAAGUGGGCCACUGCUGUUUCUCGAGUCUUCCUGUUGAGCAGCCAAAGGUCUCAGCGUUAUACGCUUGAGUCUGUCAGCGUCAUUUGAUCACGAAAGCGAAACUCAUGCCUUUUCUGCUCCGAAUGAACCAGCGCCUUGUCUAUCAAAGAUGCUUUUUUUCUCUUCGUCCAAAUGGCGUGCUUCUGCGAUGUACGGUCUUUAC